AUGGAAGAAGCGGAGACCAUGGACCAGACGGAGGUGGAGACGCGUCCUUUGGAUGUGAUGGCAUUGGCUGCACGGCUCGGCAUCGCCUUUCCACAACUGGCCGCUGCGACUGCGACCAGCACCGCCGACACCUCGUCAGUGGAGACGCCGUACUCUCAAGCACUACCGAUAGCAACAUUGGCCUCACAUCUGCUGGCAGCCAGUCAAAGUCUCACUGCGCCCUUCAGCGGUGGAACUGCUAGCAGUACCAGCGGGGAAUCGCAAACUACGCCCGCUACUGCUGCCACCGAGGCCAGCCAGUUGGCGAUGGCCUCUUUGGCGUCACAACUGUUGCCGACGACGACGCCGUCCAGCUUGUCGCUGAUUGCACCCGGUUUUCAAAUGCUCAACACCCAACUGCCAGUGCUCAAUGAACUCUGCAAUAACGAACAGCAGCAGCUCGACACACCCACUGAACACAAUCUGCUUUCAAUGACUUACGAUCAACUCCAUCCCAGCCACUCUGGUGAAGACGAUCGAGGCCAUGGAGUGAUUCGAGUUGAAUCGGUCGAUGAGUCAUUCGAUUUAUGGACAGCCGUGUACAUAGAUGAAAGAUUCGCGGGAGGAGCUGGAAGACGUCUGGCGGAGGACGAGGAGGAGGCGAGGCGUCAGCAGCCACCAACGCGACCCUCUUCGCCGUCACCGCCGACUCAGAGGCCAAAAAUGACUAAUUCUUUUUCAGGAGUCGGUCUGAUGCCGAAGGAAGUUGUCUCUCCUCAGGUAGUCGCCAACUGGUUCGCCAACAAGCGAAAAGAGCUGCGGCGACGUUCUCAAGAAGCUAACGAACAAACGACUGCUGUAGCCGGUCCGGCCACCGGCAGCCAACCGCACACUCCUGGCCAGGCAGGCACCGAAGAAGCCACGGUAUGUAAAGAUAGUCAAGAGCCAAAAAUGACUAAUUCUUUUUCAGGAGUCGGUCUGAUGCCGAAGGAAGUUGUCUCUCCUCAGGUAGUCGCCAACUGGUUCGCCAACAAGCGAAAAGAGCUGCGGCGACGUUCUCAAGAAGCUAACGAACAAACGACUGCUGUAGCCGGUCCGGCCACCGGCAGCCAACCGCACACUCCUGGCCAGGCAGGCACCGAAGAAGCCACGAGUUCCGGUGUUGGAUCUACUCCGUCGCCAAUUAUGGAAGAAGCGGAGACCAUGGACCAGACGGAGGUGGAGACGCGUCCUUUGGAUGUGAUGGCAUUGGCUGCACGGCUCGGCAUCGCCUUUCCACAACUGGCCGCUGCGACUGCGACCAGCACCGCCGACACCUCGUCAGUGGAGACGCCGUACUCUCAAGCACUACCGAUAGCAACAUUGGCCAUCACAUCUGCUGGCAGCCAGUCAAAGUCUCACUGCGCCCUUCAGCGGUGGAACUGCUAG
Messenger RNA from Ostertagia ostertagi, 1407 nucleotides. The record is from the annotation of a GenBank genome assembly. NCBI's taxonomy places the organism in Eukaryota, Metazoa, Nematoda, Chromadorea, Rhabditida, Trichostrongylidae.